Molecule: messenger RNA, 1564 nt
Organism: Brassica napus (rape)
Lineage: Eukaryota; Viridiplantae; Streptophyta; Magnoliopsida; Brassicales; Brassicaceae
Product: serine carboxypeptidase-like 10
Exons: 13
Coding region: 360-1439 (359 amino acids)
Biological process (GO): secondary metabolic process; proteolysis
Molecular function (GO): serine-type carboxypeptidase activity; acyltransferase activity, transferring groups other than amino-acyl groups
Source: RefSeq, a predicted model, not a curated record
UCCAUAAAGGACUUGAUAUUUAGAAAUUAAAAAGAGAAUGAGUAUGACACUAAAGGUUCUGCUUCUACUUAUACUUGUCUUCAGUCAUCAUGCUGAUUCUGGCUCUAUCGUCAAGUUUCUUCCUGGUUUUGAAGGUCCUCUUCCUUUCGAACUUGAAACCGGAUACAUUGGCAUUGGCGAGGAAGAGAACUUGCAGUUGUUCUACUACUUCAUCAAAUCUUAGAAGAAUCCAAAAGAAGAUCCUCUUCUUUUAUGGUUGAAUGGAGGACCUGGGUGCUCUUCUCUCGAAGGCCUUCUUUUUGAGAACCGUAAAUCUAUAAAAUAUCAUUUUUCUCUAAUUAAGCACCAUUUUAAAUGAUAUGUUAAAAGUGGUAAGAACAAAGAACAAAACAGGACCGGUGGCUGUGAAGGUUGAGGUUUACAAUGGAAGUCUCGUUUCUUUGGUGUCUACUACAUAUUCAUGGACGCAGAUUGCAAACAUAAUAUACUUGGAUCAACCAGUUGGAGCUGGCUUCUCCUACUCAAGAACUCCACUUGGUAAAACUAGUGACACAAAUGAAGCUAAGAUGAUCCAUGAGUUUCUUCAGAAGUGGUUAAGCAAGCAUCCACAAUUUUUCUCCAACCCUUUUUACGCUACCGGGGAUUCUUAUUCCGGUAAGACUGUUCCGGCACUCGUUCAAGAAAUCUCACAAGGAAACUAUAAAUGUUGUAAACCUCUCAUAAAUCUACAGGGUUAUGUGCUCGGAAACCCAGUAACAUAUCCUGAAUUUGAAGAAAAUUACCGUAUUCCAUUUUCUCAUGGAAUGUCAUUAAUAUCUGAUGAACUCCACGAGUCUUUGAAGAUAAACUGCAAGGGAAAUUAUGGAAAUGUGGAUCCACUUAACACAAAGUGUCUGAAACUUGUUGAAGAAUACCAUAAGUGCACUGACAAAAUAAAUACACAACAUCUAUUAUUACCUGAUUGCGAUGACAAAAGAAAUCCAAAAAAUACAUCUCCAGAUUGCUAUUAUUAUCUUUAUUAUCUCAUUGAAUGCUGGGCCAAUAACGAGAGAGUUCGCGAAGCUCUUCAUGUUAAAAAGGGGACCAAAGGACAUUGGCAGCGAUGUAACUGGACUAUUCCAUACAAUCACGACAUUAUAAGCAGCGUACCAUAUCAUAUGAAUAUCAGCCUCAGCGAAUACCGAUCUCUUGUAUAUAGUGGUGAUCAUGACAUCACGAUGCCAUUCCUAGGAACACAAGCCUGGAUCAAAUCUCUGAAUUACUCCAUCAUUGAUGACUGGAGGCCUUGGAAGAUAAAAGAUCAAAUCGCUGGAUACACCAGAACUUAUUCCAAUAAAAUGACAUUUGCUACUAUCAAAGGGGGUGGACACACGGCAGAGUAUAAACCAAACGAGACAUUUAUCAUGUUCCAAAGGUGGAUCAGUGGACAUCCUUUGUAAAAGAAUUCAUGGCUUUACGUAUAAUGAUCAUUAAUUAUUGUAGCUCAUAAAAUAUUUAAAUGCUAUAUACAUUUGAUCAACACAUAACAUUCAGAGAAUAGAUUACGGAGUCGCUUGCCUACUUA